Molecule: messenger RNA, 1914 nt
Organism: Cicer arietinum (chickpea)
Lineage: Eukaryota; Viridiplantae; Streptophyta; Magnoliopsida; Fabales; Fabaceae
Product: non-specific phospholipase C2
Biological process (GO): phospholipid catabolic process
Molecular function (GO): hydrolase activity, acting on ester bonds
Source: RefSeq, a predicted model, not a curated record
CAAUCUACCUCUAUAUAUUCCUCUUUUCAUUUUCUCAUCACAAUAACACAACCCCACAAUCCCAAAACAAAACAAAUAUCACACCCCCCUCUUCUCCUAAACCACUCUCUCCACCAACAUUAUAAAUUUUUUCCAUAAAAAAUAGAUGAAAUGGGUACCCGAAUCCGAACCCGAAAGAGUUAUUCUACCCUCUUAUGUUUCUUCAACAUUUUCAUCUUUUUGUUUCUCAAUUCCCCAACUUGCAAUGGAACUAACAACCCAAUCAAAACCGUCGUCGUUUUAGUAAUGGAAAAUCGUUCCUUCGACCACAUGCUUGGUUGGAUGAAGAAACUAAACCCGGAAAUAAACGGCGUAGACGGGUCGGAGUCAGCUCUGUUAUCAGUAACCGACCCGAAUUCAGAGCGGAUAUUUUUUAAGAAUCAAGCGCAGUAUGUUGACCCCGAUCCGGGUCACUCGUUUCAGGCAAUAAGGGAACAGAUAUUCGGGUCGGAAGACACGUCAGCUGACCCGGCUCCAAUGAAUGGAUUCGCACAACAAGCUUAUUCGAUGGAUAAUACAACUACUAUGUCUCAUGAUGUGAUGAAUGGAUUUGAACCUGAUAUGGUUCCUGUUUAUAAAGCACUUGUGUCUGAGUUUGCUGUUUUUGAUAGGUGGUUUGCCGCCGUGCCAGCUUCCACCCAACCUAACCGUCUCUUUAUCCACUCCGCAACCUCCGGCGGCGCAACCGGCAACAAAGCAUCAUUACUCGUGAAAGGCUACGCACAACAAACAAUAUUCGACAGCAUCCACGACGCCGGCCUCGACUUUGGAAUAUACUACCAAAACAUUCCCGCAACAUUAUUUUACCGAAACCUAAGAAAACUAAAGUACGCCUUCAAAUUUCACUUCUAUAGCACAUUAAAGCGCCAUGCAAAAGAAGGAAAGUUACCAAAUUAUGUUGUGGUGGAGCAGCGGUACAUGGACACUAAACUGUUACCAGCAAAUGAUGACCAUCCAUCACAUGAUGUAUAUUAUGGACAAAUGUUUGUGAAGGAGGUGUAUGAGACGCUAAGGGCGAGUCCGCAGUGGAACGAAACUUUGUUUUUGAUUACGUAUGAUGAGCAUGGUGGAUUUUAUGAUCACGUGUCUACGCCGGUGCGUGGGGUGCCUAGUCCUGAUGGGAUUGUGGGGCCCGAACCGUUUAACUUUACCUUUAAUAGAUUGGGUGUUAGGGUUCCUACUAUUGCUAUCUCACCUUGGAUUGAAAAAGGCACAGUUGUUCAUGGGCCAAACGGGUCGCCAACUCCUACAUCAGAAUAUGAACACUCAUCCAUAGCAGCAACAGUUAAAAAGAUAUUCAAUUUGCCUUCAUUUUUGACAAAAAGAGAUGAAUGGGCAGGAACCUUUGAAAAUAUUGUCCAAACAAGGACAGAGCCCAGAACUGAUUGCCCAGAGCAACUUCCAACUCCUACAAAGUUAAGGAAAGGAGAGGCCAAAGAAGAUGCCAAGAUGAGUGAAUUUCAACAGGAAUUGAUCCAACUUGCUGCAGUUCUUAAAGGAGACAAUAUCUUCACUAGUUAUCCAAAUACAAUAGGGAAGGACAUGACUGUUAUACAAGGAAAAAAUUACAUGGAUGAAGCAGUAAAAAGGUUCUUUGAAGCUGGUGUUUAUGCUAAGAAAAUGGGAGUUAGUGAUGAAAAUAUUGUUCAGAUGAAACCUUCUUUGACUACAAGAUCAUCAUCCAAAUCUCCAAACACAAAUCCGUAGGACUUGAAAUAAAACAAGGUCGUCAUCAUGUUUCAUUAGUGUGAGAUGGAGGAAUCAUUGAAAAUUAUUAUUUCUCUAGAAGAUAUAUGUAUACAGAAUUGGUGAUAGUAAUUGUAGUAUGCUUUUUUUGGUAAAUAAUGGGAAUUUAUAUGGCAUCCUUAGUGUUAA